AACACUUAAUGAAAAAUUAUAUCAUUCAAAUGAAAACUAUUUCAGUAAAACAAAUCGUAUAUUAGCUGUAAUUUAUUUAAUCAAAUAAUGUCGUCAGUCUCUGCUGCUGCUGCCCUGGAAACUGAGGAUCCCGUAGAGUUGAUGCUUAAGAAAACUGGUUGCAUUGAAUUGCAUUACAAAGUACAAGAGUGCAUUGCUGAAACCGGUGAUUGGCGCCGUUGCCAAGAGGCGGUAAAAGAGUUUAAGCAGUGCAUGCAAAAAUACACAGAAGCACAAAUGAAAAAAUACGCUCAAACCAAAUAAACAGCAAACAAUAAUA
Bactrocera tryoni is the source of this 319-nucleotide messenger RNA. Its product is annotated as cytochrome c oxidase assembly factor 4 homolog, mitochondrial-like. Bases 88 to 303 code for a protein of 71 amino acids. The transcript has a single exon. Gene Ontology annotation, cellular component: mitochondrial intermembrane space. Lineage: Eukaryota; Metazoa; Arthropoda; Insecta; Diptera; Tephritidae. Gene Ontology annotation, biological process: mitochondrial respiratory chain complex IV assembly. The record is from RefSeq and is a predicted model, not a curated record.